AUGGACCAGGAUGAGCAAGGAAGCGAAACCGGUGGGUACACCGGCCUGGGUUGCUGGACGGACACUGCUGACCGCGCCAUUCCGAUUCUAGAGGGGACAGAUCCACUCCUAGAUGGUUGGAACUACCAGGAACGGGACAACGCUAUUGAGAAGUGUUACCGGGUAGCACGCUCUCGUGGUUUCCCCGUGUUUGCUGUACAGCACGGCGGAGCGUGUUUCGGGUCGGCUGACGGGCUCAACACCUACAACAAGUACGGCCCUUCCACUGACUGUGCAGCGGACGGUGAAGAUCUCAAGUCGUGGCGCGAUGAUUUUCGCUGCGGACAGGACUACCCCGCAGAAGACGGCCACCCUGCCCUGUGCGACCCUUACAGUGCGACCCCGUGCUGCUCAAACGGUGGCUGGUGCGGCAGCACCUUAGACCACUGUAACUGCCUUGGUUGUGUCGACUACAGGAACACACUCCCAGACUACGUCCGUUUCAACGGAGUUUGCUACAAGAGCUUUACGGCACAAAAGACGCGGGACGAGGCUAGCGAGGCGUGUGCGGCCGACGGAGGGAUGUUAGCCAUGCCUAAGGACACUGAGACCAACGCCUUUCUCGCCUGUCUACAGCCGGCAACAGGUGACCGCUGGCUUGGGCUGACUGACCCCAACGGUGACGCUGUAUGGCUGUCACGGGACCCGUCAUGGGCUGUGGACUCCCACGGCACACCACUUGUCAGCAACGGAGUCAGAUAUGAUGCCGCAAAAGCCUUGGAUGGGGACACUAGGACCUACUGGGACCCUAGUGGCGGCCAAUGGUACAACAACUGGUACAUCGUAUUUGACCUCACAGUGCCGCACACUCUGUCCGGCAUCGCAAUCGACAACUACGGAGACAGCACCCAUGACAUUCAAGCCUUCACGUUGCAAAAGUCACUUGGGAGUUCGUACAACUGGCUGGACGUCGUUUCGGUCAUCAAUGUCCAAGAACUGACCAGUGAGCACCAGGUGUUCGGCGGGUUCCAGGGAACAGCGCGGUACUGGAAGUUCGUGGUCACUUGGACCCACUCGGGCUGGCAGCCAUGGCUCCGAGAACUGUACCUCUACGGAAUGGCACCAGUGUGCUUGAGAAUUCCUGCUGAUUUCCAACUCGAAAGCAGACUCACGAUGUUACCCAAUCCGCUGGGCCAGAGGACUUUCAACGAGAUCCAGAAUUCCUCUGUCAUGGCGCUGCUAAACACGUCCUACAGCGUCCCGGGGAAACACCAUCCAGAGCUACGGGAAUUCGUGUCUACCGUCAUUUUCCCGCGAUGCGUUUUCCCGGAAGAGGACAUGUCCAACUGUUAUCCAAAAACCACGACCUCGUGCGGUUGCAGACAGCUUCUGCCGUGCCGUUCUUUGUGUGAGGAAGUGUUCAGUGUGAGUGAUGACCUGAUGAGGGAACUGCUGCCUUCUUGUGAUGUGUUCCCCUCAUCACAGCACGGCUGUUGGAACACUGACACAGUGGUGAAAGGCGGACAAGUUUGUUACCACAGCACUGGUAUUAAUUACCGUGGAACAUGGAGUACAGCGACUUCUGGGGCAAAAUGUCUGAAGUGGACAGCUCUACACGCUGUUUACUACACGGAGAAGUACCCCUGGGCUAACCUGGACAGCAACUACUGCCGCAACCCGACCGGACUCCAGCGGCCAUUCUGUCUGACUGGAGACGGUAGCCAGGAGGAAUGUGACGUCAUUCCGUGCAAUUUUGUUGGCUGUUGGGACAGAGGUCCUCCAAACUACGGCAAGAGAACUCCCAGUAAGAUGUUCUACUUCUUAGAAGAAAAGGUGACCUACACGUGUAACGACGGCUACACGCCCGAGUACGGUUCCCCGAGAGAAGCGACUUGCCUGGCAGGGGACAAUGGAGGAGUCUGGGAGUAUGACACGCCCGUUUGCUUAGUAAACCAUCAACGACGACUGCAAAAGUUUCUACUAGCCGCAGAUCUCUACAGUGCAAGUUUGGCACCUGAAAAUGUCAUCAUCAACUUCACGGGAGCUGUGCAACAGAUCGUUGACUUGGACGAAAAGAAGGAGCAGCUUCUCGCUUCUGUGGUCAUCCAUUUUGUAAGUUUGCACAGCCAUUGUAACUUUACCCUGUCUCUCACUGCCAGGUCUUGGUACGACAGGCGGCUAAAGUGGAGCCCGAGGUAUUACAAUGGUACCGAAACGCUCAGUGUUCCUGGGAACAAUUUUUGGACACCGGCAUUUACUCUACAGAGGAACGCCAAUCCGCUCCACCAAGGCCUACCAAAGGACGUCCCGGUCCGUGUGAGCAGCAGCGGACGAGUGGAGUGGACAGUGGAAACCCUGACCACCACCGUCUGUGAUGCUGACCCCUUCUUCUUCCCCGCAGACACCAUGGAUUGCCAGAUCUGUUUUUCCUCAACCUCGGCAAUUGAGCAAACCAUACAAUGCCCUGGGGGGAGUUUUCCAUCAGAUACACAUGAGGAAAGCCAUCCUUGUGACUCCUACACCCCCGCCAAACCGGACGGAGAAUGGUACCGGAGGGAUAUGAUCUUCGCAAAAGACAAGAAGGAGGCUUGCUUUUCUGUCCAACUGUCGAGAAUCCCCACGUUCCACAUCGCCACCACUGUUGGACCCUGCAUCAUCCUAAUUGUGCUGAUGACCAUCACCUUCAUCAUGCCCAUAGACCAGGGAGACCGGAUCUCCUUCGGAGUGACCAUUCAGCUCUCUAUGGUCGUGUCUCUCGUGUUUGUUACAGAGGUUCUUCCUGUCAAGGGGGCUCUGCCAUUUCUCGCCACGCUCAUCAUCGUGUGCAUGGGCCUGAUGGGGCUCUUCCUCUUCAUCACUGUGGCCGUCAUCUUCAUUUACAACAAGGAGGGGUGUCUGUCUCCGAGGGCGAGGGUUAUAUUUCUCCGCUACCUUGCAAGGGCACUGCUUCUUGGAGAUCUAACAAAGUCGAAGGAGAAGCAAACCAGCAAUGGUACCGGUGAGCCCAACCUCCCUGCCAUAGAGAUGACCAACACCGCCUUUAGUGACGAUGACGUGCCGGCAGACGAUGGAGCAAGCGUGGCUGUAAUGUCGUUCAGUGGAGUCACCGGGAUGACAGGACCGUCAGCAAACCCUCCUACAGCCCCCGAGUCUCCAGGCUUUCUUCACUUGAUCUCCAGUGUGCGCGAGCUGACCAAGGUGGUAAAGAAAGGAGACGAGGAGCUGACUAAGGCUGUAAAGAACGGGACGGAGAGGCUGACGAGUGAGUUGGUGGAUGUAAAGAACAAUCUGACAGAGGUAAAGACGGAGAUGGAGGAGCUAACCAAUGCAGUGAAGAGCGAGGUGGGGGUUUCCGAUUACACCCUGCUGGGGAGGGUCCUGGACAGGCUGUGCCUUGUGGUAUACGUCAUCAGUGUCGUGGCAGCCAUCCCGAUGACAAUGUAUUUGAGCAGAAUACUGCUGUUGGGCGAUCUAACAGAAAAGAAGCAGCCCCGUGAUGAAGAGGCCGAACUGACGGACUUCCCAGCCACAGAGCUGAUCAACUGCGCCUUUCUAUGCGAUGGCAAGGUGGACGUCAGCGACGAAAGACCCUGUGAUGACAAUGAGACAACCGGGCAGCCAUCAACGCCUCUCUCAAGUCUGAUGCCCACCCGUUCCACCGCCCUCCUUCAGCUUAUUCCUAAUCUUAAAGGGGUAAAGGAGCUCGCAAAGGCUAUUGAUAAGAAGAGAGAGGUGCUUAAGAAGGUUAUGAUGAAUGAAGAGGAGGUGUCCGAGUACAUCCUGUUGGCUAAAGUCCUGGACAGGGUUUUACUUGUUCUGUACAUCAUCAGCAUCGCGGCAGCCGUUCCUAUAACUAUGUAUUUAGGCAAGUAA
Branchiostoma floridae (Florida lancelet) is the source of this 3852-nucleotide messenger RNA. RefSeq lists its product as uncharacterized. Gene Ontology annotation, cellular component: membrane. Gene Ontology annotation, molecular function: extracellular ligand-gated monoatomic ion channel activity; protein binding. Gene Ontology annotation, biological process: monoatomic ion transport. Lineage: Eukaryota; Metazoa; Chordata; Leptocardii; Amphioxiformes; Branchiostomatidae. The record is from RefSeq and is a predicted model, not a curated record. The transcript has 18 exons. The coding region runs from base 1 to 3852 and encodes 1283 amino acids.